Meriones unguiculatus (Mongolian gerbil) is the source of this 1800-nucleotide messenger RNA. It is a transcript of the gene Tmem163, whose product is annotated as transmembrane protein 163. Gene Ontology annotation, molecular function: zinc ion binding. Gene Ontology annotation, cellular component: synaptic vesicle membrane. The record is from RefSeq and is a predicted model, not a curated record. NCBI's taxonomy places the organism in Eukaryota, Metazoa, Chordata, Mammalia, Rodentia, Muridae.
GCAAGGCGAGCGAGCGGCCGACCUGCCGCGCACCGCGGGCGGCUGCGGCUCUCCCCGCGCGCCCCCCAGCCCCGGCCCCCCGGACGCGCGCCCGCGCCGCGCCGCGCUCGGCGUCUCCUCGGGGCACCCGGAGCCAUGGAGCCGGCCCCGGGCAGCGAGCGCCGCAGCCCCCCCGGAGCCCCGCGCCCGGCCCCGCGGGCCCCCGCGCCCGCCCCGGGCCCCGCGCCGCCGGACGAGGAGCGGCCGCCGCGGCUCAGCGACAGCGGCCAGUUCAGCGACGGGCCGGAGGACCGAGGUUUACUGGAAAGCAGCACCCGGCUGAAACCUCAUGAAGCCCAGAACUACAGGAAGAAGGCAUUGUGGGUAUCCUGGUUCUCCAUCAUUGUCACCCUGGCUCUGGCAGUGGCCGCCUUCACUGUCUCCGUCAUGAGGUACAGCGCCUCUGCCUUCGGGUUUGCUUUUGACGCCAUCCUGGAUGUACUGUCCUCGGCCAUUGUCCUGUGGCGUUACAGCAACGCGGCCGCCGUGCACUCUGCUCACAGGGAGUAUAUAGCCUGUGUCAUCUUGGGGGUGAUCUUUCUUCUGUCAUCUAUAUGCAUAGUGGUCAAAGCCAUCCAUGACCUUUCAACAAAGCUGCUCCCUGAAGUGGACGAUUUCCUGUUCAGUGUCUCCAUUUUAAGUGGGAUCCUUUGCAGUGUCCUGGCCGUGUUGAAGUUCAUGCUGGGGAAGGUCCUGACGAGCAGAGCUCUCAUCACAGAUGGGUUCAACUCUCUUGUUGGGGGCGUGAUGGGCUUCUCCAUCCUUCUGAGUGCGGAAGUGUUCAAACACAACGCGGCAGUCUGGUACCUGGAUGGCAGCAUUGGGGUCCUGAUUGGUCUCACCAUCUUUGCCUACGGGGUCAAGCUCCUCUUCGACAUGGUGCCUAGAGUGAGACAGACGCGUCACUACGAGAUGUUUGAGUGAAGGCGGCGGGAGGGGCGCAGAGACGCCCCAGCGGAAGUGUCACGUGACCGGAGGUUUCCACGCAGGCAGACGGUGCCAAUAUUUAACUGCACAUCCAGUUUCAUUUUGGGAAGUUUUCGUUUAUGGAGUCCUUGACCAUGGGAUGAGGUCCGCCUGGAGGGUGGACCCGUCCGACAUCCUCACCCAGUCGCCCACCAUCCAACACGUUAGGACGAUGUUGCCCACAGGAGGGGCCGCCAUGCUUCCCCAUCUUGAGCCGGAAGUGACGUUUUCUAUUUCCUGGAGUCAAGCGGUUCUUGAAAGCAGGCUAGGGUCUCUGUGCAGCUGUCGCCUCCUCCUGACACACGUGGCUAAGCCACCUCUAGAUUCACACUCUUCCCCUAGCAGAUUCCAUCAGAAAAUCACUUCCUAACUUCUGUCAGCCGUUUCAUACACUUACUAACCCCAACACUAAGCAAAUGUGUUCAGAAGGAGACCAUUUUAUUUUUCAAAGUGUUUAGUGACAUGAGCUUUGCAUGGACAAGCUACGUAAGCACACAGCCCUUUCUUCCACGUUCAGAACCUGCACAUCCAUGAGAACCCAGGACCCAUUUUUGAGAGAUGUGAAACUCUACACAUUUAUUUGUAAUAAAUAAUUGUACCCAUUACCUGAAUCUGCACCUCUGUAUGCUGUGCUGAGUGGACAUGCCGCCUCGGCCUGGGAGAAGCGGCUCCUCCAGAAGGAAGAAGAUGCCCUCAGUUCAUGCGACAUAGAAGUGCUGUAGACAUAGCCCAUUCCACGUGUUCCGUGGCUCCCACAGAGGGCAGCCAAUAAAGACCGUUACCGUUUGUAUGGAA